UAUGUACAAGAAUUAUGCAUGGCCAACCUCGAGCUGCCUCCGAUUUUAAAGCUUUCUUUAUAAUAGUCUCUCCUUUCUGUUACUUCCAUUGAAACUUGAAAUUUUUAUGCUACCAACGCGACAAUUUCGAGUUUUGAUCACAUUGAGCUAUGGUUAAUCCUCAACCCGUGGCGUACGAUGAUAGCAUACCCCCCAACUCCACAGCCGUCGCCAUUGACAAAGACAAGAACAGCCCCCAUGCCGUUCGAUGGGCCAUUGAUCAUCUUGUUAUAAGCAACCCACUUAUCGUCUUGAUCCAUGUUAAGCACAAGCACGGUCAUCAUAAUCAUCAACAUCAGCAUCAACAUCAGAAUUCCAAUGGCACUACUGAUGUUGAUUCUGAUGCUGAAAUGCAUCAGCUUUUCACUCCAUUCCGUGGUUAUUGUGCCAGAAAAGGGGUUCUAUUAAAAGAGGUUGUUCUUGAAGAUCAUGAUGUUCCUAAAGCAAUCCUGGAUUUUGUCUCCAAGAAUGUACUCAACAACAUUGUUGUUGGGGCAUCAACAAGGAAUGCUCUCGCCAGGAAGUUCAAAAGUUAUGAUGUAACAGCUAGUUUGAUGAAAUCCGCUCCGGAUUUCUGUUCCGUGUAUGUAAUUUCCAAAGGGAAGAUAAUCUCAGUGCGGACAGCUCAGCGGCCGGCUGCUAAUACUCCGGCCCCUCCAAGGCAACCGUCCCCCGGAAUUCCACCUCCGUUUCCAUCCGACCGUGAUGCGGAUGAUAGCAACAGGGGACAAGCAGUGAAGGGAAUGUAUAGGGCUUCAUGGGAUAAAAACAACGAACUAAUGAGAGGAGUAUCAAGGGAGAAACAUAGAAGUUCUCCAACAAAUAUGUCACUGGAAAGUAUUGAUUAUCCUCCUCGUGGAUCAAGGAGUUCAACGACCCGUGAUUCUUUCUCCGACAAUUCAGAAUAUUCAGGGCCUGCGGGAUCCAUGGAUAUGUCAGCUCAUAAUCUUGAUUUCUCAAAUGUCAAUCUUAGCCCUGCAAAUCCUGCAAGUUCACGAGACCUCGAGGCGGAGAUGAGAAGACUAAAGCUGGAACUCAAACAGACCAUGGAAUUGUAUAGCUCAGCUUGCAAAGAAGCACUCAAUGCUAAACAGAAGGCUCAAGAGCUUCAUCAAUGGAAACUAGAGGAGGCUCAGAAAUACGAGGAGGCUAGGCUAGCUGAAGAAGCAGCCCUUGUGGUUGCAGAGAUGGAGAAAGCCAAGUGCCAAGCUGCAAUUGAAGCAGCCGAGAAGGCGCAGAAGCUAGCAGAGAUGGAAGCACAGAGAAGAAGACAUGCAGAAAGGAAAGCUCAGAGAGAAGCUGAAGAGAAGAACCGCGCUCUGACUGCUUUGGCGCAUAAUGACAGCAGGUACCGAAGAUACAGCAUCGAAGAGAUCGAGGAAGCUACAUGUAAUUUCGCAGACAAUAUGAAAAUCGGUGAAGGCGGAUAUGGACCUGUGUAUAAAGGCAAACUAGAUCACACCGCAGUUGCCAUCAAAGUUUUAAGACCUGAUGCUGCUCAAGGGAAAAAGCAAUUUCAACAAGAAGUUGAGGUCCUAAGUUGCAUUAGACAUCCAAACAUGGUACUCCUCCUUGGGGCCUGUCCUGAGUAUGGAUGUUUGGUAUAUGAAUAUAUGCACAAUGGGAGCUUAGAAGAUCGAUUGUUGCGAAGAGGAAACAGCCCUCCACUUUCAUGGAGAAAAAGGUUCAAAAUUGCAGCGGAGAUUGCCACUGCCCUUCUCUUUCUUCACCAAGCAAAGCCAGAGCCGCUUGUGCAUAGGGACCUGAAGCCAGCUAACAUCCUCUUAGACAGAAAUUAUGUAAGCAAAAUUAGUGAUGUUGGGCUUGCAAGGCUAGUUCCACCUGCGGUUGCUGAUAGUGUCACACAAUAUCACAUGACUUCAGCUGCUGGAACAUUCUGUUACAUAGAUCCGGAGUAUCAACAGACCGGAAUGUUGACUACUAGAUCAGAUAUAUAUUCACUGGGGAUAAUGCUGCUUCAAAUUAUUACGGCGAAGCCUCCAAUGGGUAUAGCUCAUCAUGUUGGGAGAGCCAUUGAGAAAGGAACUUUUAAAGAGAUGCUCGAUCAUGAAGUGCCUGAUUGGCCUAUUGAAGAGGCUCUAAGUUUUGCAAAAUUGGCUAUAAGUUGUGCAGAGCUGAGGAAGAAGGACAGGCCUGACCUUGGGACAGUUAUAGUACCGGAACUUAAUCGGUUGUGUGAGGUUGGAAAGAAGGUUGAAACACACUAAAUUAGUAUAUAUAACCACCACCAUGGACACAGCAGUGGCCAUGGUUGCACUCUGCGCCAAGGUCACAUCCGACCUCAUGCAAUACGAGCCAGUUGACAGAUUUAACUGAGCCUUAGACUUAGACAACACUUAUUCGAGAAUUUCUAAUACAACAUUGAUGUAUAGUAGAAAUUAAUGUAUAUUUUCUGUCUCCUUUUCCUGUCAGUGCUUGUAAAAAUUUGCUUCUACAAAACUUCUGCUCUCUUUGUUCCCGCUGCAUGGAUUGUUGUUAUUCCUUUGAUUAUCAAAA
This is a messenger RNA of Mangifera indica (mango), 2556 nucleotides long. RefSeq names its product U-box domain-containing protein 35. Lineage: Eukaryota; Viridiplantae; Streptophyta; Magnoliopsida; Sapindales; Anacardiaceae. The coding region runs from base 150 to 2267 and encodes 705 amino acids. The record is from RefSeq and is a predicted model, not a curated record. The transcript is spliced from 8 exons. Gene Ontology annotation, biological process: protein phosphorylation. Gene Ontology annotation, molecular function: protein kinase activity; ATP binding.